AUGUUGCCUGAAGUGGAUACAACAAUAUUUUUGUUACUCUUGACUAUUGGAUUUUUUUAUUAUGUCUUAAGAUUUCAUUAUAAUUAUUGGGUACGUAAAAAAGUACCACAAAUAAAACCAACUUUUUUUGUUGGAAAUAUGGGAAAUUUAAUUCGUAUGAAAAAUAGUUCAGCAGAAUUCAUACGCGAUCUAUAUAAUCAUCCACAAGCAAAAACUGAAGCUUUUGUAGGAAUUCAUCUGUUCUACAACCCCGCCAUUCUUCUACGUGAUCCAGAACUUAUUAAGAUGAUUUUGAUAAGAGAUUUUUCAAAAUUUUGUAACAGAUAUUCGAAUUCAGAUUUAAAUGGAGAUCCAAUUGGUUCGAAGAAUAUAUUUUUUCUUAAAAAUCCGGCAUGGAAAGAUGUCAGACUCAAACUAACACCAUUUUUUACCAGUGGUAGAAUGAAACAUAUGUUCUACUUGGUUGAUGAAGUUGGUAGGAGCUUAAAUGAUUAUUUACUAUCACAGUCACUUCAAGAAAAUGAGUCUAAAUUGAAUUCAUUCGUUUUGGAAUUAAAAGAGUUUUGUGCCUUAUAUACAACCGAUGUGAUUGCUACUGUUGCUUAUGGAGUACAGGCAAAUACUUUUAAAAACCCCAAUGGUGAUUUUAGGCGAAAUGGACGUGAAGUAUUUCGGUUUAGCACAAAACGUGCUUUAGAGUUUACAGUACUAUUCUUCUUGCCACAUCUUAUGCCAUUUUUCGGUUUUAAAGUUGUACCUAAGAAAUCUACGGAGUUCAUUCGCUCCACCAUUAAUUUUGUAAUGGAACAACGUGAGUUGUCCGGUAAAACCCGUAAUGAUCUUAUAGAUAUCUUGAUUGAAUAUAAAAACUGGUCCAAGGCACAAAAUGAAAAAAAAGAAAAAUCUAAUGUUUUAUUUGAAGGAGACAUUUUAGUAGCGCAAGCGGCAAUAUUUUUUACCGCAGGCUUCGAAACCUCAUCAGCGACUAUGUCAUUUGCACUUUAUGAGUUGUCCAAAAGACCAUUACUACAGAAACGCGUACGCGAUGAAAUUAGAAAUGCUCUCAGAGAAAGUAAUGGAAAAGUAACCCAACAGUUAAUUGAUUCGUUGGAAUAUACACAAAUGGUUAUUUAUGAAACUUUACGGCUAUAUCCACCACUACCAUUUUUAGAUCGAGAAUGUACCAUAGAUGCGAAUGAUACUUAUACGCUUGAUAAAAUUACAAUUAAGCGGGGCAUGCCAAUUUAUAUACCGGUUUACGGUUUACAUAUGGAUCCAAAAUUCUUUCCGAAUCCAAACACUUUCGAUCCUGAGAGAUUUUCAAAUGAAAACCGUAAAUCAAUAAAGUCGUGCACUUAUCUGCCUUUCGGUCAAGGACCUCAUGCUUGCAUCGGUGAGCGAUUCAGUAUGUUACAGAUCAAAAUUGGACUUGUUUACUUUUUUUUAAGUCAUUACGUUACCACUUGUUCAAAAACCAAAUCCGAAAUGAAGUUAGAUCCAAAAGCAAUUAUAUUACAGGCCGAAGGUGGAAUAUAUCUCAGUGUUGUUCGCGAUCCGAUAAAUGCAUGACCGCCUCAAGAACCUUUUAAGAACUAAAUUUAGAAGAAUGUGAAUGCUUAGUAGAUUUAGAUGCGAGAUUGAUAGUUUGAAAAACAAUUACUAAUGACGUGACUUUUUACCUUUGAAUUGAUUCACAAUUAUUUCUAUUAUUUGCUGGUUUUGUAACAUUAAACACGCGAUAUUUGAUAUUUAAAUACUUAUUUUCCAUAUUAAUUAAUCGGUGCGAAAACAAAAUAAUUACAUUGAACACAUAUCAAAAUUACUGUAAAAUAAGAAUAUAAAGCCAAUGAACAUCCACGGAUCACCAACUGCAAGGAAUUUCUAAUCUAUAACGAGAAGAGGUACUUCUCUUUCCCCUCAGAAUUUCACUAAGGGCCAGAAAAGAAACAGGGUUUCUAAGAGCGGGUGAAAUUAUAAUUAAAUCUAUAACAAUUUGGAACUAUUGAUUUUAUUAGUUAUAAUUUUAA
Molecule: messenger RNA, 2027 nt
Organism: Teleopsis dalmanni
Lineage: Eukaryota; Metazoa; Arthropoda; Insecta; Diptera; Diopsidae
Product: probable cytochrome P450 6g2
Exons: 4
Coding region: 1-1569 (522 amino acids)
Biological process (GO): insecticide catabolic process; response to DDT
Molecular function (GO): iron ion binding; monooxygenase activity; oxidoreductase activity, acting on paired donors, with incorporation or reduction of molecular oxygen
Source: RefSeq, a predicted model, not a curated record